Seminavis robusta is the source of this 1732-nucleotide messenger RNA. The record is from the annotation of a GenBank genome assembly. NCBI's taxonomy places the organism in Eukaryota, Bacillariophyta, Bacillariophyceae, Naviculales, Naviculaceae.
AACCUUAAAAUCAGGAUAGCCUUUAGCCCUUUAGAAACUACAAACCGUACCGGCGUUUGUCAAAACGCGGACCGCGGUGUUUGCCAAACCGCGACCAUGACGCAAUUCUCCCCGGAGAAAGAUCCACUAAUUUUGGCGACUGCGGACUGUGCUUUACUUUUUAUUUUGUAAUCCAUUGAUUAGCAACUCUCGUCUGCAACAGAAAGGAUCGCGAGACACCAUGACAACAGACCAACCGAAAAACGAGAAUGAAGCCGACACGGAGGACAAGGGCUCGAGCGAAGCAAAACUUGCAGGCUUGGACGACGUGCUCAAGUUGGUGGACACUGGAAAGCUCUCCGCGGAAGAAGUGGAAGUUUUGCGAGGGUUCGUGAAGGAAUACCAAGGACUCAAAAUUAAAGUGGAUCGUAUGAAGGGUCUUUUGGGACGGUCAGCCAAAGCCCAGCGAGAGGCCAAAGUUGAAGCCGAGACGGCAAAGAAACAAUUGGAAAACUCACUCAAAGACGUCGAUCGAUUGCAGAAAAAAGUGCAUCAUUUGUCCACGCGACCAACGCAUCUGGAUCUACUGAACGAUUUUGAAACCAACUUUGACAAAGCAUUGCUAAGUGUGGGGCAAGCAGGAGGACAGGAAACAGCUCCACAGGUAGUGACAGAGACACGAGACUCUGCUCUAGACACCAUGCUCAUGCAGGAGCUCGAGGAAGCAAGGGCCCGCCUGUCAAAAUUGGAAUCUUUGAAUAGCGCCCUCAAUCAUCGAUCAGCCCAAUUGGAGGCCGAGGCAAAGGAACAAAAGAGAUUACGCGAUGAUUCACAACAAAUAGUCUCUCGCCUCGAAUUGGAGCUCAAAAUGUCGAAAAUGGAAACUGCGCAGGCACAGCGUGAAGCUGAAGAAAAUGCUUCCAGUUUGAAAGAAAUGCAAAUGGAAAUUGACAUGGUCACAAAGGCAUCGGUGAAAAACAGUGCUCUGGCGGCACAGGGACAGCAAAUUGUAAACUCGUCGAAAACAGAUCGAAAACAUGUGGUACAGCUGGAAGGACAAGUUCAGGCUCUCAAAGAAUGGGCCCUUGCCUCGGGAGAAUCCAAACGGCUGGCCAUGGAACGAGUCUCACAGUUAGAGAACAAGCUCAAGCUUCAAGGCGCUGAUAUGGAUAGCUCUCUCACAGAUAUUGGUUCGACGACUGCAAAACUGAUUUUCUCAAAGUCGGGAUCGUUGGUAGUGGGUGCUGGUGAUGUUGGAAAGUUUGUCGUCUCUCUUGAAGGUCAAUUCACAGCAGACAAAAGGCUGGUGUUAGGAUGGAAGUUUGAUGCAACACCCAUUGACUGCACCACUGAGUUUAGUGUAAUAAAGGGCAAAGAUGUUACAGACCCAAAGGCUGCAACCUACAUGAUCAACGAGAGACCAGUGGUUGGUGGUGCUGCAGGGGAACUUGAAGGUGCUUUCGAAGACGGACAUUGUACCCUCCAAUGGUCCAACAAAAAGUCUUGGAUUCGACCCAGGACAGUCAAGGUCACAGUGCAGGUGAUGAGCUAUUGAUGAUGAUUGGCCGGUUGACGAUUUCCCAUUGCACCAUACCGUCAGUGCUCCAACAGCCACGUUGUUGCUGCCAUCUUAGCUAUCUUGAUUCGGCCCACAAAUCCUUUGUUGCUUUAGAACUAACUGGAACCAUUUUCCGGUCGCCAUUCGACCACUGAAUAGUUUAAAAGGAAUUAAGCAUACCAGUACCCGUUUGGC